UUACCGGUAAAAAACGCGUCAAUGACCAAGCCUGUUUUACCAUACCGGUCAGAAAAAUGCUGAUCUCUGAUUGGUUAAUACAUGUCCAAUCACAGUUUAGAAUUCCCAACGGCAUACAACUGUUUAUUUGUUCUAUCAGAUAAGGAUUUUCAUUGAGAACUUGGUGCAAUGGGGGAGAACAAAUCAAUAUAUAAACAUUUCUCUGCAUUACCUCUGCAAUCUAACCAAAAAUUAAAAUCGUAUUCAUGUAACUAUUGCAAGAGAAAGUAUGCAGAAAACAUUACUCGCAUGCGAAAACAUCUUUAUAAAGAGUGUAGAAGUUGUCCUCAAGACUUACGGAAACUUUUAAAACCAUGUAAACCUCGUAAACGAAAUAAUUCUCAUCUAAACAGCACAGACGACUCAUUUACUAUUGAAGAUUUGAAUGAAGCAGACAAUAGAGCAAGUACUUCAAUGAUUUCAAAUGAAAAUUUACCAAAUAAUAUAAGUGUUUGUAGCAAUAACUAUGAAAAAAAUACAAUCGAUAGUUUUUGUGAUAAAAUGUCAAAAAAAGAUGAAGAUUCUCUACAAGAACUACUUGCAGAAGCGAUUUAUGCAUCUGGUACACCAUUAUGUAUAACAGAAAAUCCAUAUUGGCUAAAAUUUUUUAACGCAUUACGGCCUUCAUUUAAUUUGCCAUCAAGAAAUCAAAUAUCAAAUAAUCUUUUAGAUUCAGUAUUCGUUAGAACACAAAAUAUGGUUAAUGAAAAAAUUGAAUCUGCUACUACUGUUGGAGUGCAAUGUGACGCAUGGUCUAAUAUUCGCAAAGAAGGAAUCAUCAAUUUUAUUGUAACAACCCCAGCGCCAGUUUUUUUCAAAACAUUUCCAACUGGAACCGAAUCACAAACUGCCUUAUAUAUUUCUGAAAAAAUAGGAAGUGUUAUUGAUGCUUUGGGAAUUAAAAAAGUUAUCGGAAUUUGUACAGAUAAUUGUGCUGCAAUGAAAAGUGCUUGGACUUUGAUAGAUCAAAAGUAUAAUGUCGACAAAUUGUAUUGUUAUGGUUGUGCUGCUCACAUUCUUAACCUACUCAUGAAAGAUAUUGGUAGUCAAGCAACUGUUGAAACUUUGGUGACAAGUGCAACAGCUAUUGUAAAAGGAAUAAAAGAAGUACAAAUAAUGUCAGCGAUUUUCAAAGAAAUUCAAUCUCAAGAUGAACGUAGAGUAUUUAUUACCUUAAAAUUACCAGCUAAGACAAGAUUUGGAUCUACUAUAAUUAUGAUUGACAGUCUUUGUGUUAAUAAGCAUAAUCUUCAGGCUUUAGCAAUUUCUUCAAAGGCUAUUACAUUAUGGAAACCUGCUUCUCGUGCUCUUGUACUAAAUGAAGAAUUUUGGAAUAAUCUUCAACAAAUUCUUCAAUUGAUGAAACCGAUUGUAAAGUGGAUAAAUAUUUUAGAGGGUGAUAACCCUUUAAUAAAUAAAGUACAUUAUGUGUCAGAAUCAAGUAUGUGGAGUUACGACUACGUUAAGCGAGCAAGUAUAAUCACUUCAGCAUGUCAAUGGUGGCAAAGUAUUUGCCAAAAAUCUUCGUUGAGCAAAAUAGCUGUGGCUAUAUUGACUUUACCUGCAACAUCAGCUGCAACCGAGCGUUCCUUUAGUACACAAGGAUGGAUUCAUUCAUCUAAAAGAAAUAAGUUAAGUAUCGAUAGAGCUGGAAAAAUAACAUACAUUGCAAGAAAUUUAAAAUUACUUAAUCCUUCACCAAAAAAUACAGAAGAAGAAUGGGAAGAAGAUGAGGAAAGUAAUAAAGGAGAGGAUGAAAUAAGUGAAAUUUGUGCUGAGCAUGAAGAAGUUGAAUUUUUAGAAGAAGAAUUUACUCAAGACUAAUUAGUGAUGUUGAUGGAAUUGAAUCAGUAUUAGACUUGUUAUUUCCUAAUGAAAUAUGUCAAUUAUUA
Messenger RNA from Chelonus insularis, 1931 nucleotides. RefSeq lists its product as uncharacterized. Lineage: Eukaryota; Metazoa; Arthropoda; Insecta; Hymenoptera; Braconidae. The coding region runs from base 169 to 1863 and encodes 564 amino acids. Gene Ontology annotation, molecular function: protein dimerization activity; DNA binding. The record is from RefSeq and is a predicted model, not a curated record. The transcript is spliced from 2 exons.